Molecule: messenger RNA, 2385 nt
Organism: Temnothorax curvispinosus
Lineage: Eukaryota; Metazoa; Arthropoda; Insecta; Hymenoptera; Formicidae
Gene: CSN7
Product: COP9 signalosome complex subunit 7
Exons: 4
Coding region: 369-1211 (280 amino acids)
Biological process (GO): COP9 signalosome assembly
Cellular component (GO): COP9 signalosome
Source: RefSeq, a predicted model, not a curated record
UGAGGCUCCAUAUUCUGGCGUUUCUCACACAUUCUCACAUCGUUUCGACCGUUUCGAGCUCGGCAGUGCCGAAGAGAAAUUUCGAUUAGCUUUGGUGUCCGUAAUCCGUAGCACCGCUGUCGAUAGCGAACGAGUGAGUUUCUCACGUUAUUAUCACGCGUUUACGUUCCACGACGUGCCUUCGAUCGUCGCUGACGCGCGCAAUAACGGGACGGACGCGUCGAAUCUGGUUUCCUAACCUCUCCGCUCGGCCCCAGACGAUCGUACGAGCGUUCUGUUUACCAAAGCUUUGUUAAGAAGAAAGGAAGUCUUUUUUUUUCCAGUUUAGUCUAUUGGCGAUUUUAUCUAUCGUCAUUAACUGAGUCACCAUGACAGGUGGAAACACCACUGAAAAAUCAGCUAAUAAUCCUUUGGAGCAGUUCGUGCUGCUUGCAAAAACUGCGAAAGGCGCCGCCGCCAUAGAGCUCAUAAGGCAAGCCGUCGAGACGCCCGGCGUACAUGUCUUUGGCGAAUUAUUGGACAUGCCGAACAUUAAAGAAUUAGAGAACGGACCUUACGUCCAGUAUUGGAAUACCUUGAAUCUAUUUGCAUACGGCACCUAUAAAGAUUAUCUGGAAAAUCAAGAGAAAGUGUUAGAGUUAACUCCUACGCAAAAAAAGAAGCUUCAGCACCUCACAAUUGUCACUCUGGCUACGAAAAACAAAUGUAUACCCUACUCGGUGUUGUUGGAGGAGCUCGACAUAAAGAAUGUCAGGGAUCUAGAGGACUUGAUUAUCGAAGCUAUAUACGCCGAUAUAAUCCAUGGAAAAUUAGAUCAGAAAAAUUCACAGCUAGAAGUGGAUUAUGCCGGUUUAGGACGAGACGUCCGGCCAGGUGAUACCGGCGUAGUAGCUGAGACCUUAGCCGCCUGGGGCGAAGCGUGCGAUACAGUUCUAUCGUGUAUCGAGCAGCAAAUAUCUAGAGCUAAUAUUGAAAAACAAAAAGCUACUUAUCAUAAAGAAAGAAUACAAAGAGACAUUACUAAUAUAAAGAAAUCCCUCGCGGCUCAAGCGGGAGGCGGAGGCAUUCAAGAGGCUGAUAUGGCUGGUGGUAGUUCUGGCGCAGGAGGAAGCGAAGCGAGUAGAGAAGCCUUGCCGGUACUGUCAGAAAAGAAGAAGUUACAGAAAGUCAAAUGUAUCAAAGUCAGUGAUUAUGAAAGACUUUUUUUUUAGAUUAUGAAAUGAAUGAUGAAUGAAAAGUAUUAUGAAUGAGAAGGGUAAUAUUGAAACGAAUUUAUUAAUUAUAUAUAAAGUAUAAACCAAAUGCCGAAUCGAGAAUCCUUUAUGUAUUUGAAAUAUUGAGUUUUUAGAGACUUUUAGAGCAAAGUAGGGAAAUAAUAUUUUAUACAAAGUGUUCUAAGUAUAUAGCAUCGAAUUGUAUACAUCAAAUAUGUAAGAGUACUCGAUUUUGUGACAUUUGUGGACUCGAUGUUAUAAUAAUGAAUAAAAUCAAGAGUACCUUUUCUUAUCAAAAUACAUUUGUAAGAUUAAUUUAUUGACACACACAUCAAUAUAACAAACUUUAAAAAAAAAAAACAAUUUUUGAGUAUAUAAAUUUCCACUUUAAUAACUGCAAAUAUUUAGCGAAAAAUGUAGAAAGAGCGGUAGAUUUCAUAUUACUUUUACUGUGAUUAUUUUGAACAUCACGAUUAGUAUUUGCUGUAUAAGCUAUUUCAGUACUGUUGUUAGCGUAAAAUUUAGCAGUUAUUCACGGAAUUGAUUGUUUAUUUAUUUACAUUGAAAGUAAUAAUAUGUACGAGGUAUACGUAACGAGGUAUAUGUGAUGAUUGUCUUUACAUCGAGCAUUAAAAAAAAAAAAACAAAAAAAAACAAUGAAUCUUUUCUUUGUGACAAAGAUAAUUUUGUAGGUAAGCUUGAAUAUUCUUGUAAUAUACCUGUUUAUUUUUGUAGACCAAAGACAUCAUAUUUUGUGUUUGUAGGGCGUGAAGAAUUUAAUUAGGAUUUGACGAUUGUCUAGAUGAAUUUGAUAAAUAAUGCAACGUGUAUUGCAUAUAUUUAUCAAUGCAUACGUGCCUACCCAUUGCCAGUUAUCACAUAAAACGGUAUGCCCAUUGUGACGAGUUGGCUUACGUGUACUUCCAACGAUAGUACCGUUCGUACUGUUUGCGUUCAGACUUUACAGAUUCUCGUUUCGUAAGGAUUUGUAGUCGCUAAACGAUUUACUGACGAAACAAUGCGUAACUAGUCGGGGAGAUCGUUUCAAGAAACUUGUAUAUUCAAAAGAAAAUUGUAAAGGUAUGCCACAGAUGUAGCUUAGCAAAGAAAAAUGUCAGUCGUCCGUUAAAGCGUUGUAAUUGCUACUCGAAUAAAAAGAUAAUAUAUUUUA